AUGAUAAUUACAAAUGCGGGUUUAUUGGUUUUAUACUUUUUAGGUAAACUUGUCUUGAAUAUUUUUGUUGGAAGGUUAAGAGAUAUAGAAUUAGAAGAAAUCAUUGAUCAGGGGCGUAUGUUCCUAUUAGAUACUAUCUUUUUCUUGUUAUUUAGUAGUCCGACAGUAGACAAUGUGGAGGUUGGAGCAAUGGUUCUCUCUAGAUACAUCACUCUCGUUUUGGUUUUAAAGCUUCUACAUUUAAUUUCUCAUAUUCGAAUUAACCACAUGUUUGAGUUAGACAGACCAAAAACCAUUACAAUUAUUAGGAUGGCGGCUUUACUUAACAUUCUCUUGGUUAUUGAUGUAAGUUUGGUUUUCAAGUAUUAUGGACUAUUAUCCAGAGACUCUACUCUAAGACUCUGGGUCUUUUUCGAGAGUGUUUCUUUGUUUGUUUCAUGUAGCACUUCAAUUGGCAAAUACCUUGUGCAUAUUGUAGAUUUGAAACUCCAGGCUAUCCAGUUAGCAAUUAGACAGGAAGAAGAUGAAGCAAUUGAACAAGGAAAUACAAAUCCCCCGGGAAUGCAAGCUCAUAACUUCGUCUGGUCAAAUAAGAACGCUAUAUUGUUUUAUAUGGAGGUAUUUGGAGAUAUGUGCUCUCUCUUUACUUAUCUACUUUUCAUCAUUCUUUUUCUAGUCCUAAAUCCUUCCAGGAUUCCACUAUAUAUUAUGGGAGAUAUAUUCCACGUCUUGAAGGCUUUAUACAGUAAGCUAUCAUCAUUCAGGAGAUAUAGAAAACUUACCAAAAAUAUUGAAAACAGACUUCAAGAAGCCACAAUUGAAGAAAUUGAGAGAAUUGACACUUGCAUAGUUUGCAGAGAUAUCCUGUACAUUGGCUCAAAAAAAAUUCCUUGUGGGCAUGUGUUCCACUUGGAUUGCCUCAAGUCUUGGUUUAUACAGCAACAAACUUGCCCGAUUUGUAGGUCUCCCAUAACUAUUCAAGAUGAAGAGGCUGAAUCCUCAACUUUUGCAACAGGAGAAGAUAGCAACCCCCCUGAAGUAUCUGAAAAUCAUCUUGAGGCCAAUGGUAAUGCUGUUUAUGAUCCAGUAUCAUCGAAUCAAGCAGGUACAACUUUAAAUCCUGAUUCAGUUACUGCUUUGGGAUCUUCUUCAUUGCCUAACUCAAGUGGAACCAGAAGCUCCGCCACUUUGGCCUAUUCUAGCUCAGGUGAAGAAAACUCCAGAAGUGUUAAGAGAAUCUUAAAAAAUUGGUUAACAAGUGAACGUAGAACUACAGUUAUUGAAGAACCAAUAUCAAAAAAGGUCGCGAAGCAUUUUGAAGGAACUAAAUUUAAAAUAUCAAAUCAUCAUUUGUUUAAAAGAAAGUGUGGCAUUUCAACUCCAAAUAUUUCAAAAGCUGCAAAUAGAGUAGGAGAUUAUACAAAUAGUCUCCCUCCACAGAUACUUGCAUUACAGCCUCAAGUUUUGCUAGAAUUAAAUAGAGCUUUAAACCAAGGGACGUUUAGAAAUGAAUAUGAAAGCCAAGAGUUUUCUGAAAUUAUGAGCGAAAUGUACAAAAGAAAUGCUGAUAUUUGGUUGAAUAGGAUUAAUGAACUUAUAAAUACUAAAAGUCCAAAUUUUAUCCAAUAUUUAAUGUCUUGUGAGCAAAAGGGUAACAAUCACACAAAAGGGGAGAGUUUGUCCAAUAUCUAUGAAAGUAGGAGCUGUCGGGCAGACCCCUUGAGAAACUUAAUGGAUGCUGUUAAUAAUCAGCUUAAAGAAACUAAUUUAAAUAGUAAGAAGUAA
Messenger RNA from Cryptosporidium ubiquitum, 1785 nucleotides. RefSeq names its product membrane associated RING finger containing protein. The transcript has a single exon. NCBI's taxonomy places the organism in Eukaryota, Apicomplexa, Conoidasida, Eucoccidiorida, Cryptosporidiidae. The record is from RefSeq and is a predicted model, not a curated record. Bases 1 to 1785 code for a protein of 594 amino acids.